AACAUCACCAAUUGUAAAACUUAGAGGAUAUAUGGACAAGGGAAAGCUUUAUUUUUUCAAAGAUAGUAUCCUGAAUGGUUACAAGAAGUAGCAUAUGCUCAAAUGAUGCCUAAAUAGUUCUCACUGCACGCAGUCAAGCAAAACGGAAUUUCGACCCAAUUUUUGUCCAUUUCAAAGUUUCGUGGACACAAGAGAAAAUGUACCGGUCAACCAAAGGAGCAUCAAAAGCUCGGAGAGAUCAAAUCAACGCAGAGAUUCGCAAUCUAAAGGACCUGCUCCCUAUCUCCGAAGCCGACAAAGCUCGACUUUCAUAUCUUCACAUUAUGUCCCUCGGCUGCAUUUAUACAAGAAAGUCCGUCUUCUUCUCACAAGAAGCGGGCGCGCUGUCCUUGCCGGAACUUUCGGAGCUCGUGCACACUUUACCCGGCUUCAUGCUCGUUCUGACGAGUGAAGGAAAACUAUUGUAUCUGUCGGACAAUGUCACGGAGCACCUCGGCCAUUCCAUGGUGGAUCUAGUCGCUCAGAGUGACAGUGUGUUCGACAUUAUAGACCCUGCCGACCACUUUAUCGUAAGGGGAAACCUUGUGCCAACCACUACACCUGACACUGAUCGCCUCUUUCGCUGCCGUUUCAACACUUCAAAGUUUGUAAGGAGGCAAGGAUCAGGGAACAAGCAGACGCUUGUCCGAGCACGCUGUGUGCCCUCUCCCUACCAAACAUCCACAUACUGGACCUCUAACCCAGUGUGGGUGUGUUUUUGCUCCCCGCUGGAGUCCCAUGUCCCACAUGUUUCUUUGGCCAGGAAUCCGCUCCCCACCCCACCGGCUGAGCAGUCUUUCCAGCUGUCUUGUUUCCAGUCUCAGCACAGCCGGGACAUGAGAAUCCUUGCGGCACAAGACAGUAUAAGCAUGUACCUCGGCUAUGACCUAGAGACUUUGCGCCAUCGCUCUUGGUACAGUUUGAUUCAUCCUCGUGAUCUCUCCCACGCCUCUGCACAGCACUGCGCCCUGCUGCAAGAAGGAGGGGAGAGACAGGUGGAGAUGGUGGUCCAAGUAGAGGCAGCUGAUCACUCAUGGAUCUGGCUAUAUAUAGUUCUUCAGCUGGAAUCUGGAGAAUUUCCCAUCAACAGCCACAACUACGUCAUAAGUGAGUCUGAAGCUUGGUCGGUGCGUCAGCAGUUAUAUUCAGAGCAUAACCACCUAGCUCUCCUGUACCAGGAGACACGUCAAUGCUCUGACCCUCUGUCCAGCCCAGACCAAGUCUUCACUCCAAGCAGCAGUGGCCUGUCAUCCCAAUCUUUUGACUUCAGCUUCACAACUUCUGGGCGUAGCUCCUCUGAGGAGUUCCCCGGUACCUCUGCCCCAUCCAACCUGCCACUUGCCCCUGAUCCCCUUCAAGAGUUUCCCCAGGAUGAAGAAAUCAAUCCUCAACAGCAUGGCAGUCACCAGCUGUGGCUUGCAGACUCAUCAAAACAGGCUUCUAGACCAGCCUUCCCUAUACAUCUGACCAACCCGAACAGCAUCCCAGGUCUUUCUUUGGUUCCCCAAACCAUCACCCCAUCAUUUCCUCCAUUCAAAGCUCCUAAUCACCAAAACUCAGAAGAGUUUAUUUGUACACCCCCCUACACCCCUAGAGUGGGAGGGGGGGCUUUUAUAUUUGGUGAUGAGCCAUUUCAAUCAGACCUGGGUCCUGUAGGUAAUAGAAGACAGUCUAUGACAUCAGUGUCUGUAUCUGCUGGUUUGGGGCAAACAACGGCAACCCAACACUGCCGGAAACGUCUUUACGAGACACUGCCACCAACUCCGGACAGCCUAGGGAAUGAUGAAUGCAUUCUCAUGGCAUUGCCAGAAAUCAGGGGACCUUUAUUUGUAGACAUCCCUCAUCUCCCCUUCCAUGGUCCCCCUGAAGGCCUUUUGACCCCCGAAACCUCGCCCACUAAAAAACCCUGUUUGAGUUUCUUCUCUCGAGAGGAGAAGAGUGAAAUAGAAAGAAUGGAGAUCUCUCUCCUAGCUCAGUAUAUUAGCACUGUAGCUGAAGGUUUCUGUCACAACCACCCACAAGCCAAAUGUAACCCUUUAUCGGCUCCCCCGCAUCACGCAUCUUCCCACAAUCCCGCUCCAUCCGUUGAGGGGCCGCACUCCUCCGUGGCUCACAUUGAUGUCAGUAUGUUUGAGGAGAAAGCAGUCGAUGAUAUCCCUUUGUCAUCCACCUCCCCCAUACCUCUCUCACCUUACUCAUCUCCAUCGACGCUCACCUACGCUCAGCGCUCCACUCCUACCCCUACGAGCCACUACUCUCCUGUUCACACCCAAGAGGAGAUCACUCUGAUCGGUGUACACCACCGCUGUAGCGUCCAUUCGAAGCAGUGUAAUUGCACGGGUGGGGUGCGGGAAGCGGAGAGUCCUGAGGGAAAAGCUUUCACAGAUAGUGUGAUGGACGUGGAGAUGAUACCUCCAAUGAUGUCCAAUACUAUUCCAGCCUCCCUGGGGUCCAUCCCAGCUCAAGCACUUCGAGCUCCCACCCCUGCUCUGCCUUGUGCCCAGUCCCUCCUAGAGGAGCUGGUCAGCAUGGAACCUAUGUUUGGGGCGACUGCCCCAAUGACUUCUGCCAAGAGGCAACAAGAUGAGUUGUAUCAACUCCCUUAUCAAGGCGGUCAACAGAUCUUCUACCAAGAUGGAACAAGUGAUCACAUGUUUUAACAUAAGUCUGUGACUUAAUUCAAGUAUGGCAUAUUGUCAUCUUUUACGAAACAGUUUUUUCUGAUUUUUUUAUCAUUUUAAUCAAAGUGUAAAAAGACAAGCAAUCAGAUAUAUAUGUCUAUGAUUCAUGAAAUCACAUGAACAUGUAUCUAUUCACUAGUGUCACUUUGGGGAACAAAAUACUUAAAAUGUACCUGAUAAGGCAAUUAAGCAAAGUGCCGCUUUGUAUUCACUUAUAGUGAAGAUUGUGCUUUACAAAUCAAAAGAAAUAUGUUGAAUACUAAUGACUGUAUUGAAGCCAUCGUAGAGUUCUACGGUUAAGUAGAGGAUUGAAUCCUUCUCUCUUUUCUAUUUGCUUUUCAUUGAGCUUGUUUGCAAGACGUGUUUGUGUCAGUACAUCCUUGCAGUCCAUAAAUAUAUAUAGAUUUAUAAUGAAUGUUUUAUAAAUUGUAUAUUACAAUAAAUGCUAAUACAAAUA
Molecule: messenger RNA, 3177 nt
Organism: Triplophysa dalaica
Lineage: Eukaryota; Metazoa; Chordata; Actinopteri; Cypriniformes; Nemacheilidae
Gene: npas4b
Product: neuronal PAS domain protein 4b
Exons: 8
Coding region: 198-2699 (833 amino acids)
Biological process (GO): regulation of transcription by RNA polymerase II
Molecular function (GO): DNA-binding transcription factor activity, RNA polymerase II-specific; RNA polymerase II transcription regulatory region sequence-specific DNA binding; protein dimerization activity
Source: RefSeq, a predicted model, not a curated record